This is a messenger RNA of Batrachochytrium dendrobatidis JAM81, 1269 nucleotides long. RefSeq lists its product as uncharacterized. The coding region runs from base 19 to 1101 and encodes 360 amino acids. The record is from RefSeq and is a predicted model, not a curated record. Gene Ontology annotation, cellular component: cytoplasm. Gene Ontology annotation, biological process: GDP-mannose biosynthetic process. Gene Ontology annotation, molecular function: GTP binding; mannose-1-phosphate guanylyltransferase (GTP) activity. NCBI's taxonomy places the organism in Eukaryota, Fungi, Chytridiomycota, Chytridiomycetes, Rhizophydiales. The transcript has 5 exons.
CCACAUUCAACAGUAUCAAUGAAGGCUCUUAUUCUCGUUGGAGGUUUUGGCACUCGUCUUCGUCCACUUACGUUUUCUAAGCCAAAGCCAUUGGUGGACUUUGCUAACAAGCCCAUGAUUCUCCACCAGAUCGCCGCGCUUGCUGCAGUAGGUGUCAAGGAGAUUGUGCUCGCUGUCAAUUACCAGCCCGAAGUCAUGGCCAACGCCAUGCAAAAAGUCGAAGACGAGUUUAACAUCAAGAUAACUUUCUCCAUUGAAUCUGAGCCUCUUGGCACAGCUGGUCCACUGGGUCUUGCUCGAGAUAUUCUUGGUGCGGACGACUCUCCUUUCUUUGUGCUGAACUCGGACGUCAUUUGCGAGUUUCCCUUCAAAUCCCUUUUGGAAUUCCAUAUUUCCCAUGGCAAAGAAGGAACCCUCAUGACUACCACUGUUCCAGAUCCAUCCAAGUUUGGUGUCAUUUUGUUCAAACCUGACUCGACACAGAUUGACCGAUUUGUUGAAAAACCAAAAGAGUUUGUUGGAAAUCAAAUUAAUGCCGGUAUCUACAUCUUCAAUCCAUCCAUCCUCAAGAGAAUUCCAGGCAAACCCACUUCCAUUGAGACCUACGUAUUUCCAAGAAUGGCUAGAGAUGGUCAGUUGCAUGCCACACCACUUGUCGGUUUCUGGGCAGAUGUAGGUCAACCCAAAGAUUUUCUCAGUGGGCAGGGUCUGUACCUCGAUUCGAUUUCCAAACACGCUCCAGAAACCCUUGCAAAAGACGAUUUUAUUCAAGAGAAUGUGCUGAUUGAUCCCACCGCCAAGAUUGGAACAGACUGCAAAAUCGGACCCAAUGUUGUUAUUGGCCCUGGUGUCACGAUUGGAAACGGUGUUCGACUGCAAAAGGCUACCAUUAUGCGUGGAGCAUCUGUAAAAGACAACGCGUGGGUCAAAAACUCAAUCAUUGGAUGGUACUCGAGUGUUGGUCGCUGGGCACGUCUUGAUGGUGUUACUGUUCUUGGUGAAGAUGUUCAAGUUAAAGAUGAAAUCUUUCUUAACGGAGCCACUGUUUUACCACACAAGGGCGUUUCGGUGGAUAUCCUUGAGCCUCAAAUUGUCAUGUAGCUUUUUUGAAAGUUCUGAGGCUUAUUCAAAACCAUCGAGUUUAGAGUGAUAUCAACCAACAAAACUGUUUCUAAAUAUCUUGUCGACCUUUGAGAUUUUUUUUAAAAAUGGUUGGUGGUUCUCUCAAAUUUUUAUCAAUAAACUAUAAAAGUUUAGGUUUUGAUGGUC